Plasmodium adleri (nom. inval.) is the source of this 1284-nucleotide messenger RNA. Its product is annotated as Plasmodium exported protein (PHISTb), unknown function. The record is from RefSeq and is a predicted model, not a curated record. Bases 1 to 1284 code for a protein of 427 amino acids. NCBI's taxonomy places the organism in Eukaryota, Apicomplexa, Aconoidasida, Haemosporida, Plasmodiidae. The transcript has 2 exons.
AUGGAAAAAUCUAUACAUACACGUAAGUCAAAUUCUGUUACAUCAAAAGGAUAUCUUAAGAGAUAUGUUGAGAAUAAUAAAAAUUAUUGUACAUUAUAUAAAUGUACCAAAAUAGGACAAUAUAGAAAUAGGAAAAAUAUUCUUUUGAAAUGUGGGAGAUUUUUUAGAUUACCAUUAUGUUUAGUAAUAUAUAUAAUUUUAAUGAGUCAAUUUAUAAACAAUAUCAACUGUACUUCCGUUUUAUCGUCAUGUAAUGAGGAUGAAAAAAAUUCAUGUAAAAAUACAAAGGAAAUUUGUUUUGAGAGUAAAGAUGAUAAUAUAUCAAAUAAAUUAUAUGAAGAAAAUAAAAGAUCAUCAAAUGGAGAAUACUCAAAUAAUCCAUUGUUAGAUUAUAAUUUUAAGUUAUUUAAUUAUCAUGAUAUGUUAUAUAAUGGUAUAUUAGAAAAGGAAUUAUCAGAAGAAUUUGAUUUAAUAUCUUUUGAUAAUACAACAUAUCCAUUUGUAAAAAAUGAAAAAGAUAAAGAAAUAAUGAAUGAAAUUAAAUUGUUAAGGAUGAAUGAAGGUGAAAAUAAAAAGGAACAUAUGAAAAAUAUAUGGACUGAUUUCAUAAGAAAUGAAUUAAAAAAUUUUCUUUUUUUAAAAAAGGAAAUGAGUACUUUAUUUGAAGAAUUAAAAAAUGCGUACAAUAUUAAAGAUGAGUAUGUUAAUAAGAUAAUGAAUGAAUGUCUUGAUUUAAUUGAAACAAGUGGAAUGAAUAUGUAUACUAAUUUAAAUUAUGCUUUUUAUAAAUGGCAUAAUAAAAAAAAAGUGUUAGAUAUGAAUGAAUAUAUUUUAUUUGUAUGUGGAAUUAAAUUAAUAUGGAUGAAAUUAUUUUCAUCCCUUGAAAUGUCAUGUAAAGAUAUAUUAAAAAAAACUUUUGAAGGAAAAAAAAAUGGAAAGACUUUAUAUACAAAAUGUUGUUCAGAUAAAUAUAAAAGUUUUUUUAAAGAUAUUAAUAAAAAAUCAUUUUCAAAGAAAUGUGAAAAUGAUGGAAAUAAUAAUGAUAGUUUUUCACUUAUAAAUCAUUUAAAUACUUUGUUAAAUGAAUUAGAUCAUUUAAUAACUUUGAAUGAAACGAAUAAUGAUUAUUAUACAUUACAUGGAUAUUCAUCUAAUAAACGAGUAGAACUGAUUGAUAUAUUUCGAUUAUUAUAUAAAAUGAAUACAUCAGAAAUGUUUACUUGGUUAUUAUAUAAUUUUUUUGGAUUUUCCAAAAAUGUUCGACAAUAUUUAUAUAAAAUAUAA